Molecule: messenger RNA, 1347 nt
Organism: Triticum urartu
Lineage: Eukaryota; Viridiplantae; Streptophyta; Magnoliopsida; Poales; Poaceae
Molecular function (GO): zinc ion binding
Source: RefSeq, a predicted model, not a curated record
CAUUUUUAGUCUACUUGGAACAGUGUGGAACUUUUGUUCUUGGACCUCUCCACUUCUCUCUCUCUCUCCCAUCUCCUGCUAGAAAGGUUUUCUUUCCCCAAAGUCCAGCCAGCCAGGAUGCAGGGCGCCGCCGCCGAGGGGAGGAGCAGGGCUUCGCCGGACCAGGCCGACGAGGAGAGCGCCAAGAAGCCGCGCCUGGACCUGCCCGACGCCCGCGUGAAGCAAGAGCUCGUCGCCGGAGGAGGGGAAGGGAGCCCCGUCGUCGCGGCGGCGGCGGCGGCGGCGCCGUACAGCCCGAGAGAGGAGCUCGCCGUGAGGAUCGACAAGCGCCUGCUCCACUGCCACCUCUGCACCCUCCCCUUCAAGCCCCCCGUCUUCCAGUGCAAAGCCGGGCACCUGGCCUGCGGCGGCUGCGUCGCCCAGCUGCCCUGCGGCCAGUGCAAGGUGUGCGUCGACGGGGGCGGCUUCUUCGACCCCUGCCCCGCGCUCGACGCCGUCGUCUCCUCCACCAGGAUCGAGUGCCCCAACCCCGGCUGCACGAGGUACGUCACCUACCACGAGGUCGCCGACCACCAGACCGCGUGCCCGCACGCGCCCUGCCGCUGCACCGAGCCCGGCUGCGGCUACGUCGGCGCGCCGCAGGCGCUCGCCGGCCACCUCCACACCGUCCACUCGGUGCCGGUGCGCGCCCUGCAGUACGGCAAGGCCAGCCAGCUCCGGCUCCCGGUCUCAACGCCGCGGCUCGUGCUCCUCGGCGACGACGACAACCGCGUGUUCCUCCUCACCGUGGGCGCGCUCGGCGCCGGCGUGACCGCCGUGUCCGUGGUGUGCGCCAGGGCCAGCGCGGCGACGCGGCCCCGGUUCGCGUGCAAGAUGUGGGUCAACCUCGAGGCGGCGAACUGCGGCAAGGAGGACAUGGUGCUGGUGGACAUGCACAUGAGGAGCAGCUCGUCGCCCGGCGCCGUGGUCGCCGCGGGCGAGCCCACGUUCCUGAUGGUGCCGCCAAUGUACCUGGUGCCAGCAGCAGCAGGGGAUGGGGCUGCGUCCAUGGAAGUGCCUCUGCACAUCCGCAUCGACAAGCUCUCCCCUUGGUCCGACGCAUUGGUGUGAUUAGCUCCAGCACUCAAGGCAGUUCGUGGUUGCUUAGUAUUUUGGUGUUCCAGCUUAAACUAAGUAUUUGGGUCAUGUUAUAAUUAGGGGAUGCAGUUCAUCUUUGAUGGUAGUCCUAAAUCAUUGUAGGGUACUUACCUAAAUCGGAGGAUAUUAAGCUUGGUGCUAAUCGGAGGAUAUCUUCUUCCGGUGUUAUGUCAUUCCAACUUGCAAGCAUUUCAUUUGCAUCUGUUGCAA